This is a messenger RNA of Serpula lacrymans var. lacrymans S7.9, 439 nucleotides long. RefSeq lists its product as uncharacterized. The transcript has a single exon. The record is from RefSeq and is a predicted model, not a curated record. Lineage: Eukaryota; Fungi; Basidiomycota; Agaricomycetes; Boletales; Serpulaceae. The annotation marks the transcript as partial.
AAUGGGUGGAAAGUUAGCUGAAUUAGGAGAGAUGUGGUCUAGAGUCAGAAGGCUACGUCUCCAAGGUUUUCAAGGUGCGCUUCUGAGGGCAGUGAGCCUUAGUGAGCGCAUGAUGGCACCCCUGUCUGGCCUUCAGAUGAGGGGCUACGAAUUGAAAUCUGACGAACACAAUGUGAACAGUGAUGCCAUCUCCAUCGUAGAUGAGCUGUCAAACUUGUCAAGACUGUGAUAUGAUGUAAGUUAAGGACUAGGCCCCACAGCUGCCUAGUAUCACAAACACCGUUAAGCCUAUACAUAUCAUUCCAGCUCGUCGAGCUCGAGCGUGUGGUGACGACUUCCGAAUAUAAUACACCAACGUCGAGAUGCUGGUUCAAUGAAUAUCCCGCAGAGAAGCAAAGACCGGGAAAUGUGAGAAAGAAAAAGAAAGAAAGGCCGCAUC